Aspergillus caelatus is the source of this 1365-nucleotide messenger RNA. RefSeq names its product Zn(II)2Cys6 transcription factor. Gene Ontology annotation, biological process: DNA-templated transcription; regulation of DNA-templated transcription. The coding region runs from base 1 to 1365 and encodes 454 amino acids. Gene Ontology annotation, cellular component: nucleus. Gene Ontology annotation, molecular function: zinc ion binding; DNA-binding transcription factor activity, RNA polymerase II-specific; transcription cis-regulatory region binding. The record is from RefSeq and is a predicted model, not a curated record. Lineage: Eukaryota; Fungi; Ascomycota; Eurotiomycetes; Eurotiales; Aspergillaceae. The transcript has 5 exons.
AUGGAGAAUAUUCAGUCUACAGCGGCUCGCUCGCUGGCAAAUUCGACCUCUCAGAUCAAGCCGCGCCGGUCUGGCGUGCCUUGUAUGCGAUGUCGGCAGAUGAAGGUGAAAUGUAAUGCCAGUCAAAAAUUCCCUGCAUCUUGCUCAGCUUGCGAAAAAGCAGGCGAGCGGUGCUCCGUUGACCCUUCGUUCAAGAGGAUUUCCAAGAGAAGUCUGAAGCGUCGCCAUGGACAUGAUGAAGGUGGCCCUGCUUACAGGACGCCCCAUUCGGAGGGAUCCAGUAUAGAGCCGACCGACUUGUCGUCGACAAGACAGCAUGGACCUUUACAUAGUUUGGAUUCUUCUGUCGCAAGCAUAAUUGCUGAAUUGCGCCUUGGCGGGAAGAGACCUGCUCGGUUCACCCAUGAGGCUACCGGCGUCAACCUUACAUCCAGUGUGGUGGCAGAACUGCUAGAAGAGUAUUAUUCAAAUCUACACCCACGGUUCCCGCUGUUGCUUGACCCGGCCACGAUAAUCGAUAGCUACGAGAAAGCACCCUUGUUGUUCUGGGGCGUAUUGGCCAUUGCGAGCAAAGACUCCGAGAAGUAUGCAUCUGACUACCCUCGGUUACAAAUUCUUGUAAGGCAAUCGGUAGCAGACAUCCUCCUCCUUGGUACUCGGUCCAUCCACCUUGUUCAAGCUUUACUUCUACUCUGUGUGUGGUCAUUUCCCCAUGAAGAUAUGAACAAGGAGCCAUUUUCAAUGUACGGUGCAGUCGCCAUUUCUAUGGCACGGUCUCUUGGUUUGCAUCGCCCACAACACCCAUUCCUUUUAUUUGCUGCAAAGGCAUCGGAGAUCGGAACCACGGAAGCUCGGACGUCGACCUGGCUGUCCUGUUUUAUCGUGGAUCAAUGGCAUACUGCAAGAUUCGGGGUGCCAGGUUCCAUCAGGGUCGACCACACCAUCCUUCAGGCAUUGAAUGUUUCGACGGCUGGGGUACCAGUGACUACGAGGAUUCAACUUCACAUCGCUCUCGUCACCUCAAAGAUCUCGGCUGCCCUGGGAGAAUGUGAGACCUCGGCCACCGGACUCACGGCAGAUCCGCUUCCGUUUGUGCGGGUGUUUGAAACUGAGCUUUGCAUGAUCCAAGACAAAUACGCGUGCGAAUGGUCUCCUGCCGAUGAAGUGUCAUUCCUUGACGCGCGGCUGGGCCUGUACGCUUACAUUCUCGACCGUAAAAGGACCGAGCCCCCGAAAAGCCUUCAUCAAGAGAAUGAACUCAUCAUCCAGAGCAGUAUCACGGCGAGACACAUCCUAAUCGUCCUGACUACAUUUCCCGACGCACUGAGGAAAGGGACAUUCCACGUGUUUCGCGCUGCAAGCUAG